CCGGGCAAAACAGGUUGAUUUUCUGGAGGAUGCCUCGGCUAGGAGAUGACCAGAACAUGGCCACGGCGUACCCGGACCGAGUGAGCACGAACCUGCGAGGUAGCUGGCUGAGGAAGCUCGCGAUGACGGUGGUGGGCACUCUCUUACUGUACAACGUAGUUUUCAAAGACUACAAGAAUCAGACGAAGACGGGCAUGUCCAAUAGGGGUAUCGCGGGCGACAUCGAGACCAUCAUCCCUAAGACCAGGGCUGAGAAACUCAAGGAAGCACUAGAGACCAAGAGGACGAUGGCGGAAAAGAACGAGGCCCUGCACUACCAGGUGGGCAACCUGACCAACGCCGUGAUCGAGCUCCAGGAGCUUCUGGUCGAGACCAACGGGGUCACCAUCCAACACCCGGUGACCCUACCCGAGCCGGAGGAGGGGGAAGGGGAAGACGGCGGCGGCGGCGGCGGCGGCGGCAAGAACAAGGCCGCCGAAGGCGUUCGCGCCUCGCAGGACGGAGACGAGGGGGAAGAUGGAGAUCACCCUUACGCGAUGCUAAGGGGGGCGGAAACGGGGCACGAGGACAAAUACGGGGGGGGUACCGGCGAUGCUGCCGGCAAAGUAAAGAAUAGCGACGGCGGCGGUGGAGCAGGCGGUCGGCGGUUGUCGUCGCCGUUGGCGGAGACAAAGCGUGACGCAAAUGGACGGCGGCCGGCGGCGGGCGGGGGCGGAUCCCGCUCACGGCAGCGGUUGAGGCGACAGCAGCAGCACCGCAGUCGCCGCGAGGAGUUGAGUAAUCUUCCAGGAGAAGGGGGUCCCGCAAGAUGAAAGGCGGCACCCGCGGGCGGGACGCGGACGCCGUGACGACGCCAUCUUGAGGUAGGGGGGGCCCGCGAGAUGAAGGGCGGCAGGGCGCAGACACCAUGACAUCGUCAUGAGGUUUUCUCUUGUCCGCGAGUGCGUGGAAUGGACUGCUUCUUAUUUCAUCAUCGCACACACGUCUGUGUGUGAGAGGCAUCCCCGUGGGUGGGAAUUCGCGGAGGCGGCGCGUGUCUUGGUGAUGUUUUGGCAAGUGGGGGUAGGGGAGUCGAAUCGCGUUUUGACGUGGUAUGAAAUGCCAAGCCCCUCGCGAGGUUCCCAGAAGGGGGAGCAUAAGUAGCUUACCUGUAAAGGCGGCGGGGAAAGCUCUCUGCUGCGUAGAUGGAAGCUGCCGCUGAUCACCUCUCGGUUCUCUCUCGCGUCUUUUGAUUGUCUACCUCCGACGCUGCAGUGAGAUAUCCUGGGCUGGCUGUUCGCCACACACAGCGCUAUGACGUUUUUGUGAAGAAUGUGCUUACGUGUGUAGCUUAGAAGAGUCAGCACGGCUCUGGCGCUGUUUUCAUCUUGCGCUGGUGGUGGUGUUGUCGUAGGCGGGCUGUGUCGGUCUCGUUAAGUAGCGCGUUUUUGUUUUUUUUUGGACAAGUCCCUCCAGUCGUCCCUCAGAGAUUGUGCGGUUGGCGGCCGUUCAUUUUUCAGUAGUGCCGCACCUGUUCAGCUCAGCUGCUCGGGAUGCAAGACGGCGGCAGCGGCAAAACAUGUUAGACUAGGUUCUCUGGUGAAGGAGGGAAAGUUAACGUUGUGUCUCCCUCUCUUCCCACUGUCCGACCUCUGUAAACUCGUAGUACAUGGUCAUGGGGCGGUGGUGUCGUUUUUCAACCCGGUAGUGGCCUUCCGCGUUACUCUACUCUUCACACAAGCGGGUCUCGAGACCCCCCUCCCUCGAACUUGAUGCUCGUAUUUGUGUGCCGUUAUAUACCCGUUCGGUUCGAAGCAACAUGCUUAAAUAGAUAUCAUGUACCCUCGUCAACGAGGGCGGGCGGCUGGUAGACGCACCGUACGAUCACUUAUUGGUCGCGUUUUGUGUGGUUGUCGUGUUCUGGCUGGGAUCUUACGCACGUACGUGGUAUGUAUUUGCCUCAUCGGUCAACUUUUUUGUCUGGCGGUUCUGUUAAAAUGUUUAGUUUCUUUUGUUGAUUUCAAGGACCCCACAAGUUCCCCUGCAAUGACAAAUAUGGUACGUACCGGAGGCGAACCACCAGUUCCUCCCCCUUUCUGUUUUUUUUUUUUGUUAGCAUACAGUAUAGUAGUCGCCAAGAAGAGCUCGAAGAAUAUGUGUCUUUAUUGAGUCGCGAUGUGCCACGCCUGCUUGGAUUUGUGGCCUCUCGGAGCAUUCGAUGACGAUUCAAACUCGGUCGUGCUUGGACUUGAGCCCGU
Molecule: messenger RNA, 2237 nt
Organism: Ectocarpus sp. CCAP 1310/34
Lineage: Eukaryota; Phaeophyceae; Ectocarpales; Ectocarpaceae
Source: the annotation of a GenBank genome assembly